Messenger RNA from Penicillium macrosclerotiorum, 387 nucleotides. RefSeq lists its product as uncharacterized. Bases 1 to 387 code for a protein of 128 amino acids. The record is from RefSeq and is a predicted model, not a curated record. The transcript has 2 exons. NCBI's taxonomy places the organism in Eukaryota, Fungi, Ascomycota, Eurotiomycetes, Eurotiales, Aspergillaceae.
AUGGCUGCCAACAAGGUGCAAAAGUCUAAGCCUGCUACCAAGCACUCGGCCACGGCAAAACCGACUUUGAACAUGAAACUGUUUCUUCUGGUGUGGGAACACCUCGAAGUCCACGGUGGCCCCGCCAAUCACCGUGAAGUGGCGGACCGAAUGGGAAUUCCGUUGAGCACCGCGAAGGCUCGAUUCCGAAAAGUGCGCGAUCUGGUCGAGCAUGUCGAGGAUUACGGCGAAGGAGACGUGGGUACCGAGCAGUCUGACGUUGCCGAAUUCGGUAAUUCAGUCAACAAGAAGACCGUGAGGCGAACUCCAAAGAAGUCCACAGCCCCGAAAACUGAGAACAAGGGCGAUACCGAGGAUGCUUACGAUUCCAAAGCUGAAGGGUCGUAA